This is a messenger RNA of Budorcas taxicolor (takin), 4926 nucleotides long. RefSeq names its product asparagine synthetase domain-containing protein 1. The coding region runs from base 161 to 2086 and encodes 641 amino acids. The transcript has 4 exons. Gene Ontology annotation, molecular function: asparagine synthase (glutamine-hydrolyzing) activity. Lineage: Eukaryota; Metazoa; Chordata; Mammalia; Artiodactyla; Bovidae. The record is from RefSeq and is a predicted model, not a curated record.
UAGGCAGCAACAGAACAGCAACAUAUUCUUUCUUGCAGACCGAACAGAAAUGCUUUCUGAAAGCAAAAAUAUAUUGGAUGAGCUGAAGAAAGAAUAUCAAGAAAUAGAAAACUCAGAGAAGACCAAAAUCAAGAAAUAGCCAGCUUGAUUUUACAUAGCAAUGUGUGGCAUUUGUUGUGCAGUAAGCUUUUCUGUUGAGCAUUUUAGCAGAGAUUUGAAAGAGGAUUUACUGUGUAAUCUUAAGCGACGGGGGCCCAAUAGUAGUAAACAGUUCCUAAGGUCCAGUGUUAACUACCAGUGUUUAUUCUCUGGCCACGUCCUUCACUUACGAGGUGUAUUGACUGCCCAGCCUGUGGAAGAUGAAAGAGGCAGUGUAUUCCUGUGGAAUGGAGAAGUCUUUAGUGGGAUCAAGGUUGAAGCCGAAGAGAAUGAUACUCAAAUCAUGUUUCAUUAUCUUUGCUCUUGCAAGAAUGAAUCUGAUAUUUUGUCGCUCUUCUCAAAAGUCCAAGGUCCUUGGUCUUUUAUAUAUUAUCAAGCAUCUAGCCAUUCUUUAUGGUUUGGUAGGGACUUUUUUGGUCGUCGUAGCUUGCUUUGGCAUUUUAGUAACUUGGGCAAGAGUUUCUGCCUCUCUUCAGUUGGCACCCAGGCAUCUGGAGUGGCCGAUCAGUGGCAGGAGGUCCCAGCAUCUGGAAUUUUCAGAAUUGAUCUCAAAUCUGUUUCCAUUUCCCAGUCUGUCGUUUUAAAGUUGUAUCCUUGGAAAUACAAUUCUGGGGGGGAUGAUAGCAGAGAAUGUGUUAAUAGCCUGACUGAGAUUUCAGCAGACUUGCCAACAUUUGUCUUGGUGGCAGUAAAUGAAGCCAAACUGUAUCUUAAAGAACCUGUUGUCCCUUUAAAUAAGGCGUUGCCACAAGCUGCAUUUGAGACGCAUUGCAGCAGCAUUUCCAGGAGUCCACUGACAAGAGAGACCCUUCGGGUCUUUCUUACUGAUGGACACACGAAGGAAGUAGUUCAGCAGUUCAUUGGUGUCCUGAGCAUCGCAGUCAAGAGACGUGUCUUGUGUUUACCUAGGGAUGAAAACCCCGCACCAAGCGAAGUUUUGAAAACUAAUAACAGGAAAGCAAAUGUCGCAAUUCUGUUUUCUGGAGGGAUUGAUUCCAUGGUCAUCGCAGCCCUUGCUGACCAUCAUAUUCCUUUAGAUGAACCAAUUGAUCUUCUUAAUGUGGCUUUCAUGACUAAAGAAAAGACUGUACCAGUUAAUUUUAACAAAAAAGGGAGAAAACAGAAAAAUCAUUGUGAAAUACCCUCUGAAGAAUUCUCCAAAAGUGCUGCUGCUGCUGCUGCUGCCGCCGCCAGCCCGAGUGAACAGUUCAAUGUACCAGAUCGAGUCACAGGAAGAGCAGGACUGAAGGAACUGCAAGCUGCCAACCCUUCACGGAUUUGGAAUUUUGUUGAAAUUAAUGUUUCUCUAGAAGAACUGCAAAGAUUAAGAAGAACUCGAAUAUCGCACUUAAUCCAGCCCUUGAAUACAGUCCUGGAUGAUAGCAUUGGCUGUGCAGUCUGGUUUGCUUCCCGAGGAGCUGGCUGGUUAGUGACCCAGGAUGGAGCACGGCCGUAUCAGAGCAGUGCAAAGGUAGUUCUUACUGGGAUUGGUGCUGAUGAGCAGCUUGCAGGUUAUUCUCGUCAUCGGGUCCGCUUCCUGGCACAUGGGCUGGAAGGACUGAAUAAGGAAAUUGAAAUGGAACUGGGUCGAAUUUCCUCUAGAAAUCUUGGUCGUGAUGAUAGAGUUAUCAGUGAUCAUGGAAAAGAAGCAAGAUUUCCUUUCCUGGAUGAAAAUGUUGUCUCCUUUCUAAAUUCCCUACCAGUCUGGGAAAAGGCAAACUUGACUUUACCCCGUGGAAUUGGUGAAAAACUAAUUUUGCGUCUUGCAGCAGUGGAACUUGGUCUAACAGCCUCUGCUCUUCUGCCAAAGCGGGCCAUGCAGUUUGGAUCCAGAAUUGCAAAAAUGGAAAAGAAUAAUGAAAAGGCAUCUGAUAAAUGUGGAAGGCUCCAAAUCAUCUCCUUAGAAAACCUUUCUGUUGAAAACUAGAUCUUUCAUAGUGUAACAACAUUUACUGAAUGGUAGUUUUAAAAUACUCUGCUGCUUUAUUAUUGCAUAAUGUGUUUUUAAAGUUCAUUACAUGAAUUUUUAUAUAACUUUGUAGAGUAGUGCAACCAAUUUAAUCAAAUUGAUACUCCAGAGAAAGAGAUUACACUUGAAAGAACAACCUGGAUAUUUUAAACUGUGAUAUUAAUAUUGUUUUGAACUCUUACAUGGUUAUGUCCCACCAGCGCCACUGAAAAAAGGCAGCUUUUAUGGACUCUCUUCAUGGUAGCUACAUCCAGAAAUACUAGUAACUCAAUUUGUUAUUCUUUAACAGACGAGAGAACUAAGGCUUUUGAGGUUCACACUCCUGAGUGAUGUGUGGUACAUCUCUUAAGACAGCUCACGGCCCUGCUCCGAGAACUUUUGAAGACUAUUUUGAAUAUUCUCCUGUCCCACAGAUCUCUAAUGUCCCUCUGUUUUCCCAUUGUCAGUUCAUGACCUGGGCGUUUCACAGAGAAAUCAAAAUCAAGCCAAGGACGACUUGGUUUUCCCACACCAAAAGUCCUAAUUUACCUGUGUGUGCACCCAUCCUUUUCUCCCUUCUUGCUAUUAGAGAAAUGUAUUUAAAAUGUUCUAAUAUAUACCAAUUUAAAAUGCAUAUCCCUGGUCCUGCAUCUUCCAUCUCUUGCCUCCCAUUCACCUUCACCCUUUCAACCUUUUUACCUAUUUACUGAAGUUCACUCCAACCAGACUUCCACCCACAGUAUUCAUUCGUGACCAUGAUACCAAGGUCACAUUUGGCAUCCAUCCCCGCUUAGGGCUGACACCCUUUCUAGGUCUGGACACACUGUGGUUCUCCUAAGUAUAGUGGGAAAGAAAGGAUACUAGCAGGCGUGUGUCAGGGCUUUCCAGCUGGCUCUAGUGGUAAAGAACUUGCCUGCCAAUGCAGGAGACGUAAGAGACGUGAGUUCGAUCCCUGUUAGGAAGCUCUCCUGGAGGAGGGCAUGGCAACCCACUCAACAGUAUUCUUGCCUGGAGAUUCCCAUGCACAGAGGAGCCUGGUGGGCUACAGUCCAUAGAGUCACACAGUUGGACACAACUGAAGCAACUUACCACAAGCAUGUGUCAAAAGAUUUUCACACGCUCUGAAUUUAUUUCCCAUCAAAUGCACUGUUCAAACCAGAUUCAGAUAUUACCUGAAUAGCUUUCAACUGGACGACUUCGUGGUCCUGAGCACUAAAUUGAUGCUCCUAAUGAGAGGAGAUAAACUUGAGGUUUGCCCUGCACCCCAGAGUUCAGUGUAAUGAUUUUUAUAACAGUAUAGUUCAAUACUAAAGAUACCAGGCACUAGUCUGAAUUUUACGUGUAUUAAUUUAAUCAACUGAAUCUCUAAAGGGAAUCUCUUGUUCACUUGUUCUGGCAGGAUACUCUGUGCAUGUUUUUUGGUUUUUGGUUUUUGUUCCGUCCCCAAAGGGCCUGAUUUUUUACAACUUUUUUGAUACCUAACCCCAUAAACUGGAAUGAAAUUCUGUUAAUCCUUCAAACAAAGCAAAAGUCUUUCCCAAGAUCCCACAUAAAACAAACUAUCUGCAUACCUGAACAAAACCUUUUAGGUAAAGAAAUUUACAUUACUAAUACUUCAUAAGUGCAAACAUGCAAUUCCUAAAGAAGACCGUGGUUUGACAUCCCUUGCCCUGGGAAAGCAAUAACAAAUUUACUAAUACUACCACCACAGCAGCUAAAAUAAUGACAUGGUUGGACUAAGAGAAAUUCUACCUUCAAACAGUUAAGCAAAACCCUGCUGCUGCUGCUAAGUCGCUUCAGUCGUGCCCGACUGCGACCCCAUAGACAGCAGCCUACCAGGCUCCGCCCACGGGACCCUAGGCAAGAACACGGGAGUGGGUUGCCAUUUCCUUCUCCAAUGCAUGCAUGCAUGCGUGCUGUGUCACUUCGGUCAUCUCUGACUCUGUGUGAUCCCACAGACAGCAGCCCACCAGGCUCCUCCAUCCCUGGGAUUCUCCAGGCAAGAACACUGGAGUGGGUUGCCAUUUCCUUCUCCCACCAAAACCCCCUCUGUUGCUAAAUUCAGUGAAAGCUUUGGGUUCUCAUCUCCCUUGACCUAGAGCAGCAUGCAGUGAAGUUGGCUUCUGUGACCACACUUGGCUUUCUGCUCUCCUGGCUGCUCGCUGUUGGUAUUCUUCCCUGGCUCCACCCUCUCCACAUGACCUUUAAAUAAAUCCCUCAGGUCUCCAUCCUGAGUCAAGUCUCUAUUCUCUUUCAUGGUGAUUCCAGCCAUUUCCCUGGCUUCAUUUACCCUAAGCCAGCCCGAGUGUAUUCAUGUAACCCAAGUUGCUGCUUUGAACUCAGACCUUUGUAUCUAAGGCACAUCUGACAUCUCUGCUUGGUUCUCUCACAGGUAAAACUGAACUCUUAAUCUUGCCCUGAUCCUGCAUGUCUGACAAACUUAGGUGUCGCUACAUGACCACCUUCUUUUUAAACUUUCCCACUACUCAAUCUGUUACCAAUCAGCUCUCCGUACUUCUCAAACGCCCCUACUCAAGCCUGUACCUACCCUCUACUGCCAAAAAUCAAGCCCAGACUCUUGGGAUAAAGUUCAGAAUCUUUAGCCCUCACCUACCUCCUCAUCAUAUUUUUGUGUCCACGUCUUUCUUGUUCUCCAUACAGAGUUUUGUUCCAUUGCUCAAAAGUUGAACUUUUUUCUCAGCUCAGUUGCUCGUCACCUGUUGCUCCCUAUCCUCGGAAAGCUGCUUCUCCAACUCUCUGCGUGGAUAGAUCUUUCUCAGGCUCAGCUUAAAAGAUCACUUCCUCAGGGCAGCCUUUCC